AUAACCACUAAUAUCACCACCACCAAGAUCACGACCAAUAUCACUUGCACCACCACCAUUGCCUCCGCUAACAUCACCACCAACUGAUGAUGCUACUGCCGACGCUGCUGCUGCUGCUGCCUCCGUGCGCACUUGCGGCUGGGCUCGCCUCCUCCGCUUCCCACCACCAGCACCACCUCUCCAACGGCGCUGCCCCUGCUGCCCCGCCGCAGCCUCUUCCUGCUGCUGCUGUCUCUUCUGCGGGACUCAAGAGCUCUUCCUCGGCUGCCCGCGUCGCCAUCGGCUCCCUGCUCAACAUCACCGAUAACCGGGCGAGCCACGGGGCGAGGCGCGGCUCACUGCACGAUUUCGACAAAGCCCAUCUCGGCUGCCGGGAACUGCGCUCCACCAAGUACGUGUCCGACGGCGACUGCACGAGUGUGACUCCGGUGAAGGAGGUGGUGUGCGCCGGGGAGUGCCUGCCCACGGCCCUGCUGCCCAACUGGGCUGGCAGCAGGCACUUCUGGAGGCGGCGAGGGGGCGAGGACGGCUCCGCGUGGCGCUGCGUGGCGGAGCGCUCCCGCACGCAGCGGGUCCGACUGACGUGCGGAAGCGGCGAGACGCGCACCUACCGCAUCCAGGUGGUGGCCUCGUGCAAGUGCAAGCGCAUGGGGCGACAGCAGAACGCGUCCGGCGAGCCCGUGGGCCAGCAGUCAUCAGGAUCAUCGUCGCCUUCGUCGUCUUCGUCGUCUUCAUCGUCGUCUGCCAAUGAGCCUCCCUCGGGGCGACCGGCUCCGGGCAAGAAGGCGAGAAGUUUAUUGUCUGGGAGCAGUAAUGCGGCGAUCGCGUGGGAGGCGCCCGGAUAAAAUGCCAUCGUGGCGGCAGAGCCGACAAACGAACUAUUGAUUUUGUUGGUGAUACUGGGGUUGGUAGUUGUGAUUGGCGCAGUAGAGGGCACAGGUGGUGCAUCUGCCAGUCAACUCAAGUCAGUCAACCCAUGGCACCUGGGUCUGUCCAGUGACCUCCUGCCAGCAGCGAGCCUUCGACACUUCGCGUGGCCUCAAAGUGCACAUAGCUUGGCAUAGUGGUGAACGGCUGUUGGUGGUGGUGGUGGUGAUGAUGAUGAUGCUGAUGAUGGUUGUGUUGGAGAGAGAAGCUUGCUGCGACGGAUGGAGCCGAAUAAAAUGAGAAGAAAAUGUUUUAUGAGAACUUUUCCGACGCACUUUUAUAAUUUAAGGAAUCUUUCGACAGAUGUAUUUAGAGGUUUGUUGAGCUUUUCGUAAUGUGUGAUUUAUGGUACUGAGAGGUUUUGUACAUCUAUAUGUAUUUCUGUAUGUAUACCAAACCUAUGAUAAUGUUGUAAUAUAUUAUAAAACUACAUUAUCGACCAGUGUUCAUGUUCUGUAGGUAAGUCACUGCAUUAUACAGUGUCCAUGCCAUUCAAUCUGUAAUCAGUAAAUAAAGUGUGGGUGAUGAUGGAA
Molecule: messenger RNA, 1460 nt
Organism: Petromyzon marinus (sea lamprey)
Lineage: Eukaryota; Metazoa; Chordata; Hyperoartia; Petromyzontiformes; Petromyzontidae
Biological process (GO): negative regulation of Wnt signaling pathway; negative regulation of BMP signaling pathway
Molecular function (GO): BMP binding
Source: RefSeq, a predicted model, not a curated record